CAGAAAAUGGUGGAGGUCACCGAAAUUGACAAAAUCGCUACACGAGAGUGUCCAUUCUGAAUAUUUAUUCAUGUGUAGCUGAUUGUUGAUUUGUUUUAUUUAUCUAACCUAAAAAUUGCCGUAGUUAAUAAAUAUAAUAGUUUUCAAAUAUAACACUUUAAACUAUUAUCAUAAUCAUGGGAAAAAUUUGUGCCAUCAAGAGUUGUUCAAGUGGUCGUAAACGUUUAAAAGAUUCUCAGGAACCCAUGUCAUUUUUUCAGGCUAGAUCAUGGAAGUUAGCGAGUUGGAGAAAAUCCUUACGCAUGAAUUUGAAGGAAACGGACUAUAUUUGUCAGCUUCAUUUCAAGAAAGACUAUAUUGAAAUGUAUGAUGAAAUAACAGUAGGCAAUGAUGUUCAUUACAGAUAUUUGAGUCAGAAAAAGCUAAAAGAAGAUGCUUUGCCAACUAUUGAACAUCAGUAUGAAUUCGAUUCAGAAUCGCAAAAGGAGCAAGAAUCGAUUGAGAGCUUGGAAUGUAGAAAGAAACCGAAGUGUACUGAAAUGGAUCCUCUGAGUUUAUCUCUCUUGGAGAAUAUGGACCAAGUUGAGUUUGUAAUUGAUAGCGAUGAAGAAGGAGAGUAUUCUGAGAAUGGUAAUGCACCAGAGGAUCACGGAGAAGAACAGUAUCAAGAGAUGGAAGAAUGUGACGGUGACAUAGAAGAACAAGAGAUGGAAGAAUGUGACGGUGACAUAGAAGAACAAGAAGGAGAAGUGGAAGAAGAAGAAGAAGGUAAAGUGGAAGAGCAAGAAUGGGAAAUUGAAGAACAAGAAAGUGACAAGGAGGAACAAGAAUAUGAUGUGGAAGAACAAGCUGGUGAUGUGGAAGACCAAGAAGAUGGCACAGAAGAACAAGAAGACGAAGAAGGUGAUAUAGAAGAACAAGAGGACUUGGAGGGACAAGCAGGUGAUACGGAUGAACAGAAUGAUAUAGAAGAAAAAAAUGAUACAGAAGAUGAGUCGUUUGAUCACAGGGAAUUUAUCGAAAGAGACACAGGAAACAUUAUAGAGAUACACGUUGACGAAGAUGAAGAUGAGGUAACGGAAGUUGCACCUUUCAAAAAAAUGAAAAUUUCCAAUGUUAUGUCAGUGAAUGAUGGUACAGCUGCCACUUCAGACGCACCAUCUGAAGAAAGAAUUGUCAAGUUCAGAACGAAAAUAAAGGAGUUGUUGUCUAAAAAUGCCUCGGCUGUGAAAAUCCCCACUGAUGCACCUACGCCUGCUCCUCCUUCCGGUGUUCUUUCCAAAGCAUCAACUAGUGACAAAGAAAACAUUCGGUCACCUGCACGCGAGAAUAAGAAGGGGGCUUUGGGUGUUCCAGACGGUACAAGCGUGGGUAUCAAGGGAGUAGCUAAAUUAGCACCCGCUAAAGUUAAAAUUGGCCAGGAUUUGAAGAAAGUGGUAGUCGUUAACAAUCAGCAGGAGUUUCCUUUGGAAGAGGAUCCGUGCCGGAUCAACCCGUGCUUUGUUCCCGGCUGCAAAAUCUACAAGAACGAGCAAAUGUUCGCCUUUGGAGUCCCUCAGAACGAAGCGACCCUCAAAAUAUGGGAUAUGUGCAUCGACAAUAAGGAACACAAGUUAGACUUCAACCAUGUGAUUUGUUACAAACAUUUCUCUCAAGACGAUGUGUUGCACAACAUCAGGAUCAUUAAUAAAAACGGAGAAGAGAUUGCAGUGGACGAACCAAAACUAAGAAAGGGGGCUUUUCCCUGCGUGAAAUACUGGAACGUCUGCUGCAUUAGGAGUUGCAAAAAAACUACAGGCAGAAUGUUCACGUUUCCCGUGGAGAAGAAGGACAACCUCAAUCUUUGGAUGUACCUAAUCAAAAAUCCCGACCUGAAAAAGCUGCCGCUGAAGGAAUUGCUGAGAAACAGGGUGUGCGAGAUACACUUCGAACCUGCUUCAUUCGACGAAGAAGGCGAUUUGACGUAUUCGGCGGCUCCUACUCUGUUUUUGCCAGAAUCAGUUCCGCUGACAGUGCCUCAGACAUCGAAUGUAGGAAACCGAAUCAAACAGUGUAUUUUCAGAAAGUGCGGUGGCAGCAGCCGUAGGUACCUGAAGAAAGUAUUUUCUUUUCCAGAUAAUUUUCAGAGGUUAUAUAUUUGGCUUGAAGCUUGUAAACGAGUGGAUUUGGUAGGAAAGACUCUGAAUGAGACCCUCGAGAAAUUGGGAAAUGUUGGUGUUUGCGACUAUCACUUUGAUCUCACAGAUUAUGAAAAUUCUGCGUUGGACAAACUCAAGGACAGUGCUGUUCCCAAGAAUCGGAGACGUCUGGUGGAAAAUGGCGAAGCGGUGGAAACCGGUGCAGUAAAACGACCCAAUCCUAUCAAAUUGAUUCCAAUCCUAACGGACUCUUGCAUCUACAGAGGCUGUAAAAGCAAGGCUACAGAAGAAAACCCGUUUUUCUUUUUCCCAUCAGAAGCUAACAGGUACAAGGAUUGGAUGGCCGCGUGCGGAUACAGUUAUAGCGGCCCAAAUUUCUACGCCUACAAAAUUUGCCCGAAACAUUUCUCGAAGGAGAUGUUCAAUGAAAAUGGUUUCUUGCUGGAGAACGCCAAACCGGAUCUGUACCCGGAUCCGAAACUAAUAUCCCUCUCGAUACCGAUCGUUCAUCCGAAGAAGUUCCUCAAAGCUGAUAUGACCUCGCAGAAAUUUCGGACAGAGAAUACAGUGGAAACGGUGCUAACGUUCGGGAAUGACAGAGAAGUCAUCAUCAUUCAAGAUGUCAUCAACAAUGAUGCUGAAGAUGAUGCAGGAGAGGGCGAGCUGAUUUGCGCUGUAAAAAAUUGCAAGAGCGUUUACAAAACCUCCACAGGACAAUAUCACAGGUUUCCUGAACCAAGAACUGAUUCUGAACGCUUCGAUAUUUGGCGGAAAUUGGUUGCAAACAGUAACCUCGAUAAUAUAUCGCGCAAAGAGAUCUGCAGGAAAUACAUGGUUUGCAAGAGACAUUUCGAGAAGAGAUUCUAUACGAGAAGUAUCCCGACGCUGAAAGAGAAGGUCCUCAGCCUUGAAGCUGUUCCAACUUUGCACCUGCCUGCUGACAGCUGUCUCUUGAAGGAAUGGGAUAAUUACAAGGACAGGUUGAAGAAGUACUUGGAUGCUUUGGCAAAAGAAAAUGCUGAAGAAGAUGAAGAAAAGGACGAGCUGGUUUGCGCUGUCAAAAAUUGCACGAGCGUUUACAAAAUCUCCACAGGACAAUAUCACAGAUUCCCUGAUCCAAAAACUGAUUCUGACCGCUUCGAUAUUUGGCAGAAAUUUGUUGCAAACAAUAACCUUGACAAUAUGACGCCGGAAGAGAUCUGCAAGAAAUACAUGGUUUGCAUGAGACAUUUCGAGAAGCGAUUCUAUACGAGACGCAUCCCGACGCUAAAAGAGAAGGUCCUCAGUCUUGAAGCCGUUCCAACUUUGCACCUGCCUGCUGAUAGCUGUCUCUUGAAGGAAUGGGAUUAUUACAAGGACAGGUUGAAGAAGUACCUGGAUGCUCCGGCUAAAGAAACAGAGGGUGACAUUGAAAUUAUCGAAGAUGAGAAGGAAGGUCAGAACAAUGAACAUGAUGAAGGGCCUCCGAAAAAAAAGGUCGUUUCUUCUUGGGUUGCCACUGAAACUGUAAGGCUGAGCGACCUUCACGACAAAACAAGAUGUGUGCUGGAAAAAGAUCGACUUAGUUUUCCAGGCAUGGGUUGUAAUCUGUUCAUUACUUCAAACGAUACAAAGGCCAGGUUUCCGUACAACGUCUAUAGAGCGUUCCCAACCUGCUACGGAAUGUCGAAUACUGUUAAACCUGGUGAAAAUGUGCAUAUUCACACUGCUAUCAUAAUCGAUGAUGACGACGAGUGCGAGAGGCAAGUCUUGCAGCAAUUGAUGGACAGAAGAAAGAAAAGGAAAAAGAAUUUGGGGAAGCCUGCCGAAGAAACAGCCAAAGAACCCGAGUCUUGAACGGCGUUAAAAAGUGUUGUUGGUCCUACGAGCCGGAUCAGUGAUGUGCGACGAUAAUUUGAUGUUUCUACGAUAAAGAACUAUUCUUAUUGAUGAGUAGAAAUUAGAAACCCUAAUGGAAGUUACUUUUUCCUCACCAUAACACCAGAGACAGCAUUUUUGUUCUGGUGAGGAAACAGUGUUUCCAAUAUUGUUUCACGAGUAGGUUAAGAAAAGAUUCACCUAUUUUGUGGUUCGUUUGUAAAUAUAAGAAAGUAUUUUAUAUGAAA
Molecule: messenger RNA, 4243 nt
Organism: Leptinotarsa decemlineata (Colorado potato beetle)
Lineage: Eukaryota; Metazoa; Arthropoda; Insecta; Coleoptera; Chrysomelidae
Molecular function (GO): sequence-specific DNA binding
Source: RefSeq, a predicted model, not a curated record